Molecule: messenger RNA, 774 nt
Organism: Penicillium mononematosum
Lineage: Eukaryota; Fungi; Ascomycota; Eurotiomycetes; Eurotiales; Aspergillaceae
Exons: 3
Coding region: 1-774 (257 amino acids)
Source: RefSeq, a predicted model, not a curated record
AUGUCUCCAAAGAACCAAGCUCAGGAAACAAGUCGGCACCUGAAGCAACGUAUGUUCUUGGUUGAUCUUGAGUCUUCCAUCCAGAAUAUUGAUGUGCACAAACUUGACGUGACUCGACUCAAGAAAUUGAACGUCAACCUCUGCCGUGUGACUCUCGAUCAAAACUCGGAGCUCAAGCCACACUUCUUUGCGCCAAGACACGACAUCCCGCAACCCAGCGAUGAGAUACUCGAUGAGGCCUGUUCACCUGAGAAUCCUGCUUUUACAGACCCAUACAAUCGUGCAUAUGUCACUCAUAUCUACUGGCAAUCUUAUGCCUUCCACGAUGUAGAUUUCCUCGAUAGCGCGCCUUGGGUCCUGGUGACUAUACCCCCUUGCGGGAGCCUGUACCAGUACGAUUCUCCCGCAUUUGGCACUUUUAGCACGACCGAUAUUGCUGGGGGCCAAUUUCCGCAUUUUAAAGCAGUCAUAUACAACGACUUGGAGGCGGACAAUGAAACUUGUUUCCGUGGAGAGCUCUUGAUCAUCCUUCGCCUAAUGUUGGGUCAAUUAAAAAAGAUUCGCUUGCUUCACCAUCAUAAAGCACCGGUUUUACUCAUCUCAUUGGCAGGCAAGCGUGCACGCGUAUUGGAGGCCUAUUUUGAUGAGGGAUCACAAUCCCUUAUCGUACGCUCUUCUGGUCUGUACGGAUUAUCCGACCGGAUGUCGACAUCCAAAACGUUCAAGACCCUCGCUGAGUAUUACCUCGGCGAUCUAGCAGGGAAUACGGUGUAA